Populus euphratica (Euphrates poplar) is the source of this 1257-nucleotide messenger RNA. Its product is annotated as DNA mismatch repair protein MSH6-like. The transcript is spliced from 8 exons. Gene Ontology annotation, molecular function: mismatched DNA binding; ATP binding; ATP-dependent DNA damage sensor activity. NCBI's taxonomy places the organism in Eukaryota, Viridiplantae, Streptophyta, Magnoliopsida, Malpighiales, Salicaceae. Gene Ontology annotation, cellular component: nucleus. Gene Ontology annotation, biological process: mismatch repair. The record is from RefSeq and is a predicted model, not a curated record. Bases 1 to 1122 code for a protein of 373 amino acids.
AUGCUAAAAGAGAUCCCGGGGGAUCAAAGGGCCAGAAAUGUUUGGACAACAAAAGCAGCAGGACAUGGAGAAGCAGGUCAAAACCACAACACACCAGUUAGGGCAGAGAAGAACAAAAUAAAACCAGUACUUAAUGAAAAGACUGAUGCAGUAACAUCAUUUGAUCAAAUGAAGAAAUCUAGUCAGACCAGGAAGUUUGCAGUAGAUUACCAGACACAGUUUUAUACGAGGGUCGAUGCAGCAAAGAAGCAGCUUCAGGAGUUUAUAUUCGCUCUAUGUGGCUGUGAAUUAGAGGCCCAAGCAUGUUCUUCGCUUGCUGUCAUUUUGGAAAAUGUGGAGUCUGGACGGUUGCAUCAUUUAUUAACACCUGGUAAAGAUCUUCCAGACAUCCUUCCAAUUCUUAAACAUUUUAAGAGUGCCUUUGAUUGGGUAGAAGCCAACAAUUCUGGACGUAAAAUACCUCAUGAAAGUGUCGAUGUGGAGUAUGAUUCUGCUUGUGAAAGAGUUAAAGAGGUUGAAUCUAGUUUGGCUAGACACCUGAAGGAACAACAGAAAUUACUAGGGGACACAUCAGGCUUCUACAGGUAUUGGACUCCAAGUAUUAAGAAGUUCUUAGGAGAGCUCUCACAGGUUGAAUGUGAAAAGGAGUCGGCCUUGAAGAGCAUUUUGCAGAGGUUGAUUGUGUGUUUUUGCAAGUACCAUGACAAGUGGAGACAAUUAGUUUCUGCAACUGCAGGACUGGAUGUUUUGAUCAGUCUGGCAAUUGCUAGUGACUUUUAUGAAGGACCUGCAUAUUGUCCAACCAUCGCAGGUUCAUCAUUGUCAGGUGAAGUGCCAUGCCUUUCUGAAAAAAAAUUAGGACACCCUGUUCUUAGGAGCGACUCUUUGGGAAAGGGUGCAUUUGUCCCAAAUGACAUUAGUAUUGGGGCUUCUGGUUGUGCCAGCUUUAUCCUUCUCACUGGUCCUAACAUGGGUGGAAAAUCUACUCUUCUUCGGCAAGUUUGUUUGGCUGUGAUUCUGGCCCAGAUUGGAGCCGAUGUCCCUGCUGAAAGGUUUGAGUUGUCUCCUGUUGACCGCAUCUUUGUCAGAAUGGGUGCAAAAGAUCAUAUUUUGGCAGGCUAGAGUACAUUUUUGACGGAGCUUUCAGAAACUGCAUUGAUGCUGAUGAGUUUAUGGGGUGCAAUAAUUUAGCUAUGUUCUCAAUUUCAGACAACAAUCCAGAUUGAACAACAUGGGCAUUGAAAUCCAUCUGCUUCU